AAAAAUGAUAAAACUAAGUUAAAAUCUUUGGAAAAUAAGCUUCAUAAUGGAACAUGAAACAAAAAGUUUUGAUGAAAAAGAAGAAUAUAAGAAACUUUUUAAAAUUCGUGAUAAAAUAUUUAUGAAUAUGCAAGCAACCAUGCAAUCAUCUGGAAUGGAGUAUUUUAAUUCAAACAUGAAGAUUAAACCUCCUUUAAUAAAACCCAAACCAUUAGGAUCACCAAGAUAUUCUCAUACCUUAUCAAAGACAUUUUUGAAGUAUAAACAAGUACCAGGACCAUCUACACAAAUUUCUUUAGAAGAUGAUAAAAGUAGACUUGAACGAAUGCUUCGUGCAAGAAUCGAGAAGAGAAAAGCAGAUGCUAAGUUAUUAAUGGAGCAAGGACCAUAUAAAAAGCAUGUUGAACAAAAGACAUUUUCAAAUCAAAUUCAUUAUAAAAAAAAUAUAAAAUCAUGUGAUGAGAUAAAAGAAAACAAAGAAACAUCUAGUUGCGAAGCGAAUUUGCCAUGUACAGAUAUUCAGAAGGAAUCAUCUCUUGACCUUAAACAUACCCAAGAAUUAUCAGUAUCUAAACCUUUUUACCAUAACCAAGAAUCAAAAUAUGAUACAAGAUGCAAUGAGAAUAAUGAACAAGCCAUUGAUUUUUCAUCAUCUUCCAUGGCUAUUCCAGGAUUAAGAGUUCCUACAUAUAUUCGUGAAGAAAAUAUAGAAAAAUCUACAAUACCUACAAUAACGCAAAAUGCAGAGGAAAAUACACACAAUAAUAAGGUUAUAUCGAGUAACUCAUCUAUCAAAUCUCCCAGUUUAUCUUUAGAAUCUAAAUUAACAUCUCAUGAUUUUCAAACAUAUGAAUCAAAUAUACAAAACACAUCAAGAUCAUCUUCCUUUGAAUACAAACCACGGUCCCCGACAUCUCGUCUUCAAUUAUCUCUUAUAUCGUCUCCCAAAGCAUCAGAAAGCAUUGAUCAAUCAGAAAAAUUAACAGAAACUAAAUCUAUUCCGGAAUCAAAAUUACAUUAUUCUCAUAUAACUAAAGAAAAUUCAAAAAUUCAAGAUAAUGCGAAAAAUUUAAAGGAAAACAAAAAGAUAGAUGGCUAUACUGAGCAAGACGAUUCAUCCAAUUUAGCCAAACAACACCCUUAUGAACCUUACAAACAAAUAACCUCUCCAGGACCAAUGCAUUGGAAACGUGACUUUUAUCCAUAUUAUCAAAGACGAUCUGCGCCUACAUGGCAUGGUCCAGAAAAUUAUUCAGGUCAUUUUCUACCAAGAGAUGAUCCUUCUUUAUAUUAUCCAGAUAGAGCAUAUUUUUCAGCACAUCCUCCACCACCAAUGGGAUUACAUAAUUCUUACACUGGUCCGUGCGACUAUGAUCUAUAUUAUACGCAAGAAUUUCCACCAUUGAGGCCAUCUUUAUCACCUCGAAUGACACAUCUUUAUCCAUCAUAUUCAACUCGAUUUCCACAUGCUUCACCAUUUCCUCAGUCUCCAUCUUUGCAUAGAUACACUCAUGAUAAAUAUUUCACACCCGCAUAUCCACCUCAUCCUUAUUUACUUCAUCAUUCAUCUCGAUAUGACGAUUCAAUCGCUUUUUCUCGCAAUUCCGGUCAUUUCUAUCAACCUUCUAGAAACACUUAUGAUUGGGAAAAUCUACGAAACUACGAUUCAUCUAUAGAUCAUUCUACUUCUCAUCCUUUAAAUUUUAGGGAACACUACGAAACUAUUUUACCCUAUGAAACAUAUUUACAUACUGAACAUUCUACUCUAAAAACAAGCCAUUCUAUUAACGAUAGAAACAACGAAUCAACUCAUUGGAACCGUCUUCGUUGAUUCAAUUGCAACUACUACAUCAAUGCUUUUUCAAUUUAUACAUAAA
Pneumocystis carinii B80 is the source of this 1877-nucleotide messenger RNA. RefSeq lists its product as hypothetical. The record is from RefSeq and is a predicted model, not a curated record. Lineage: Eukaryota; Fungi; Ascomycota; Pneumocystomycetes; Pneumocystales; Pneumocystaceae. The coding region runs from base 47 to 1831 and encodes 594 amino acids. The transcript is spliced from 2 exons.